CUCACGCUAAGCACACCCUUCCUCUUCUCCUCAAAACAUCACUACUUUACAUUACAAAAACUCCAAUAUUUUUUGUCACACAUUAAUAUAGCACGGUUAGCACUCAUGGGUUCUACGUCUUCUUCAAGUGUAUUGUCAAUUCUUCUGCUGCCCCUUCUUAUUCUUCUUCUUCUUCCAUCAAUGAUCAUCACGACCUCGGCUAAUCCCUUUCACCAGGACUUUGAAAUUACUUGGGGAGAUGGCCGUGCUAAGAUACUCAACGACGGCGAGCUUCUUACUCUCUCGCUUGACAAAGCUUCUGGUUCAGGAUUCCAGUCCAAGAAUGAAUAUCUAUUUGGAAAGAUCGAUAUGCAGCUCAAGCUUGUCCCCGGAAACUCUGCCGGGACUGUCACUGCCUAUUAUUUGUCUUCAAAAGGAUCGGCUUGGGAUGAGAUAGACUUUGAGUUCUUGGGGAAUCUGAGUGGCAAUCCUUACAUCCUUCACACCAAUGUGUUCAGCCAAGGCAAGGGCAACAGAGAGCAGCAGUUCUAUCUCUGGUUUGACCCAACUGCGGAUUUUCACACCUAUUCCAUCCUUUGGAAUCCCCAGCGCAUUAUCUUCUCCGUGGAUGGCACCCCCAUCAGAGAGUUCAAGAACAUGGAGUCGAGCAGUGUACCAUUCCCAAAGAACCAACCAAUGAGAAUAUACUCCAGCCUCUGGAAUGCUGAUGACUGGGCCACAAGGGGCGGACUUGUCAAGACAGAUUGGACACAAGCUCCUUUUACUGCUUCUUAUAUGAAUUUCAAUGCAGAUGCUUGUGUUUGGUCCUCCGGUUCAUCUUCCUGCGCUUCUACCUCUUCUACCUCUAGCAGUAAUUCAUGGCUGUCACAAGAGUUGGAUUCAGCCAGUCAGAAGAGGUUGCAAUGGGCGCAGAAGAACUACAUGAUUUACAACUAUUGCAGUGACACAAAGAGGUUUCCCCAAGGCCUCCCUCCAGAAUGCUUCACAUCCUAGACUAAAUUUGUUUAGUAGCCAUGCCAAUUCUUUUAUUUUUUUGUCAGAGCCAUUCUUUCAUUCUUUUAAUAUAUAUAUAUAUAUUGAAAGGAAAAAAAGAAAACCUCUGAUUGUGGUUGAUCGAUUUUAUUAUAAUAACAAUAAUAAUAAUAAUUAGUAACUACUGAAGCAGAUAAUCCCUCAACGUUCUCAGCUCUUCUUCCAAUUGAAGAGAACUGAAUACAGGCUGUGAAGAUUAAAGGAGGUCGAGGCACGAGGUAGGGAGGACUCGAGUGGCGCAAGAUGUAUGCCAAGAGUGGGGUCUUGCAUUCUCUCAUUUUGAGACAAUUUACUUUCAACACCAAUUAUCAGCUGCUGGGGCCGUUUACCUUUGCUGCUGCGUCUUCUUCUUCUUCUUCUUGAUCUUCUUCUUGACUUUGAGGCGAGGUCGGUUGCUCAACUUGCUCCAAUUAAAGUUCAGUCGAAUAUUACCAUACACCAUCAAAUUAUUUUGAGGUAAAAUAAUACAAUUUAACUCGAUGAUAUUGCAGCUUCAAUAACAAUAUUUUUCGGUCUUU
This is a messenger RNA of Juglans regia (Persian walnut), 1550 nucleotides long. Its product is annotated as probable xyloglucan endotransglucosylase/hydrolase protein 23. The record is from RefSeq and is a predicted model, not a curated record. Lineage: Eukaryota; Viridiplantae; Streptophyta; Magnoliopsida; Fagales; Juglandaceae. Gene Ontology annotation, molecular function: hydrolase activity, hydrolyzing O-glycosyl compounds; xyloglucan:xyloglucosyl transferase activity. The coding region runs from base 106 to 993 and encodes 295 amino acids. Gene Ontology annotation, biological process: xyloglucan metabolic process; cell wall biogenesis. The transcript has 3 exons. Gene Ontology annotation, cellular component: cell wall; apoplast.